Molecule: messenger RNA, 1167 nt
Organism: Andrographis paniculata
Lineage: Eukaryota; Viridiplantae; Streptophyta; Magnoliopsida; Lamiales; Acanthaceae
Exons: 1
Coding region: 1-1167 (388 amino acids)
Source: RefSeq, a predicted model, not a curated record
AUGUCAUUGGAUGCAACGGCAGGAAGCUCGCUAAUGGGGCGCUGCGCCUCGAAAGCGAGGGCUUUGAUAGAAAAAAUGGCGGCCAAUCAGUCAAGUUGGCCAGAGUCCAACAGGCCCGAGCCAUCGAGGGGUCUAUACCAGGUUCCUGCUUCCGUUUCUCAUGAUGCAAGGAUCGACAGUCUAUCGAUCCAAGUCAAGGAGCUGUCUAAGCUCAUCAAGCAGGACCUGCGUAAUAAAGGAAAACAGGCGCUGCACAAGGCCGCGGAAUGUGAGGAAAGAGCUUUUGAAGACCAACAAGGUCCGCAGGUUGCUGAGUGCUCAACUAAAGAGGCUCAGAACCCAACGGAGGUCUACUAUAUGGCUGGCAUAAAUGCCGCUCAAUUCCAGCAGUUCCAAAAGUGGCAGGCUCAAGGCCCCGCUAGACUGCGUCCUCAGCAACAAUUUCAGAGGCCACAACAGUUCGCUGCGCAACAAUAUCAUCAAGGGGGCUAUUAUCCAAAUCAACAGCAAUACUUUCAAGCCCCCCACUUUCCGCAGCAGGCACCUGCAUUCGCUCAACCUCCCACAGCGGGCCAAGCACCGCUGAGUCUGGAGGAGCUCUGGAGGAACACAGAGCGAGCAAAUCAGGAGUUCCAAAGAAAUAUUUCUGCCUCGACCAAAAUGCUGGAAAUACAAGUCGGGCAGAUAGCUGAAGCUAUAAAACUAAAGCAGAAAGGAACGUUGCCUGGGAGAGUCGAGACUGUCCCAAAUCAAGCGAAGGCCAUCGAAACAAGGGGAGGGAAGCGGACACAAUCACCACCGCUGCCAGACAUAGGUAUUAAUCAUUCUCCUAACCCUUUUGUUGCUAACAUGCCUGUGCAGGAUGAAGAUACACAGAUUCCGACUGGGGAGGAAGGUCCAUCCCAACCGCGAGCGAUACCAGCCGCUCGGGUGCCUGAACCGAAGGAAAAGGGCCCCGCUCAGCCUUUGGCUCAAGCCCCCUUUCCCACACGACUUGGGAAGAAGGACAACUCCAAGAGAUCUGAUAAGUUUGUGCAUACUUUUCGUAGUCUUCAAAUUACUAUACCGUUUUCUGAUGCUUUGUCACAGAUGCCACAUUACGCUAAGUUCAUCAAAGAUAUAAUCAACCGAAAGCGGGCAUUCCCUGACGAAGCGGCAGCGGUGUAG